AGAGAGAGAGAGUUUUUUUUUGCCUUCCUCGUAUCCAAGAUACAAAGUCACGCGAACGCGUGGAUCCAUCAUGCACGCUACCAAAAUGUCAGCACGCGAGUGGUCAACUUUUCGUCUGAUCUCGCGCAGAAUCGCAACUGCAGUCUGUUGGAUCCUGGUGGCGCUAUACGUCAACGAGUUUUCGUUCUACCUUCGGUGGAUAUCCUUGGAACCGAAGAAUGCUAUUUGUCGUGAUAAAUGCAGUAAGCCGAUAGGAAUACCAGCAGCAGGUCGGCGGUCAAUUAUUGGACACGGAAUUUCAACCGACGGUAACGGCGACGUGCAAAGCCGGUUAUAUGACGAUUCGCGUGAAUCUCAACCAGAGCUUCGUAGGUGCGGUUCACGCCAGGGAUUAUCGUAGACCUCAGUGUAUGGUACCCGGAAAUGGUUCGAAUCACGCCACGCUAGGGAUAAACCUACUUGCGCCAGAAGGAGCACCGGAUUAUUGUGGUGUACUUGUUAACAAUAAUACGGAAGAAAGAUCGGUACCAAUAGCUGUUAGGAUACACAAGACGUUAGAACUUGCCGAUGAUAAAUUUUACGUUAUCACGUGCGGCAAAGCUGGUUUUAAAAAUGCUAAGAACGAAACAUCGUUGGUGUCCUUAAGACUCUUGGACGGUUCUCGUAGAGUUCAAGAAGCUAUUUAUGGUCACAACUAUACACUAAGAGCAGAAAUCUCUCGUCCGGAUGGAACAUACGGUAUCAGGGUAAAAUCUUGUUUUGCGUUUAACAAAAAAAAUGCCAGCGUACAAUUGAUCGACGAAAGAGGAUGUCCCGUUAAAGCACGAGUCAUGACGAAAUUUAUAUACGAUCGAAACACCGGUACAGCGGAUGCCACAUUGUUCUCCAUGUUCCGCUUUUCCGACAGUCCACAAGUGCAUUUUCAAUGCGACAUUGCUGUUUGUAGAGGAAGUUGUGGUACUCCGAUAUGCGAGGAUGACAAGGACGAAGGAAUAAAAGGAGGCACUCCUAUCAGUGGACAAAACGUUGUCGGUGAAGAAGGAAUCUUACUUGCCGGUACAAGCGUUUACGUUCUUGAUCCUGGAGAAAAACCAAUGGUUCAAGCAUCCUACGAAGAGGGCAGUAUCCAUCCGUUAUGGUUGUUAUGGUUAGCGGUAGCAUUAGGAAUAUUGUUUCUAAUAAUGCUAAUCAUUAACAUAUUCCUAUGCUCAGCUAUGACAUGUAGCUGUUCACAAACCGACAUUAUCGAAAAAGAACCAUCGAUUGAAGAUUACGAUCCAUACCGUAGCUGGCACGGUUCUCAAUACGGGUCGAGAUAUUCAUUAAACGGGAAACAAGGAUACGCUUCUGGUGGUUCAACGAUGAAUUCAACGAGGUCGAUAUCAACUAACAGCGAUCAUUAUGCUAUAGUACAUUCACGUCCUGGUAGCAGAUUUUCCGGUCCUGGACAAAAGCAACAUCAUCAUCAUCAUCACAGAGGUCCACCCUCGAAUAUGGGCUCGCAUUAUUCUGGAAAAUAAUAUUCUCGAAAUUGUUUUAAUUAUAUUUCAUUAUUUUCGAUGAUUUGAUACGUUUUUAUGUUCGUUCAUUUUGAUUAAACUUCUAAUAGAAUGUUUUAUACUUCUUCUCUUCUUUUUCUUCUAUUUUUUUUU
This is a messenger RNA of Polistes dominula (European paper wasp), 1652 nucleotides long. Its product is annotated as cuticlin-6. The record is from RefSeq and is a predicted model, not a curated record. NCBI's taxonomy places the organism in Eukaryota, Metazoa, Arthropoda, Insecta, Hymenoptera, Vespidae.